Molecule: messenger RNA, 891 nt
Organism: Suillus paluster
Lineage: Eukaryota; Fungi; Basidiomycota; Agaricomycetes; Boletales; Suillaceae
Product: armadillo-type protein
Exons: 2
Coding region: 1-891 (296 amino acids)
Cellular component (GO): eukaryotic translation initiation factor 4F complex
Molecular function (GO): translation initiation factor activity; protein binding; mRNA binding
Source: RefSeq, a predicted model, not a curated record
AUGAUUGAGAUAAUAUCAGUGCUGGUCGACAAAUUCACCAUGCAUAGGUUCGACUUCAUCUCAGACCUGAUCAUCUACUGGACAAACAAAAGUGUGAGAGAGAAGGGAGGGUGGACGCUCAUCCAAGUCAGCCGGCUGGUGUACGAGAAGGCGACGGGUGAUGGUGCUUGUAGCACGAUGUAUGCACGCCUGUGCCGGAAGAUGAUAAAGCAGAUCAGCCCAGAUACGCAACACGAUGGCAUCAGGAAUUCCAAGGGCAAGCUCAUCACGGGUGGCCGUCUCUUCCGGAGGCAUCUCCUCCACUAUUGUCAAGAGGAUUUCGAGCAGGGAUUGUUCGCAAAGGAGGAAGUUGGCUCCAAUGAGUGUUACGCUGUGCCAAAGGCGAAGCGCCAGGGUCCAGGUCUGAUCAAGUUCAUCGGCGAGCUGUUCAAGCUGCACAUGCUCAGGGAGAGAAUAAUGCACGAGUGUGUAGUAAAGCUGCUGAGCAAUGUCGAGCACCCCGAGGAAGGGGUGAUUGAGAGCUUGUGUCAGCUCUUGGAGACAGUGGGCCAGUUGCUGGAUAUGCCGAAAGCGCAUGCACGUAUGAACGCUUACUUCUUGCGCAUGAAGGAUCUGGGUAACAGUCCCGAUAUUAGCUCCCGUAUCCGAUCGAUGCUUCAAAACAUCAUCGAGUUGCGCGACCGCAAAUGGGACAACCGCAAUGCUGAUGCUGCGCCUACGAUAAUUGCUGCCUCUCACGAGACGGUAAGUUGCAGUGACAUUGCUGUGCAAGAUAUUUUAUUGACUUUGAGGUCAGGACUUUUUACGGGCUGCCAAGAAGAAAGGCGCUUUGAAGGAAUCUUACAUCCGACAGACAAGCAUGUCUCGCGGCGGUUCUCGAUGCGUCGGUGA